UAGUAUUUUAGAAGCGAUCAUGGGGCGAAGAGUCCAUGUCGUAUUUGUUAUUGCAUGAAAUGCUUCAUACCUGCUUGCCUAGCAUACGAUAAUUGAUAAUACUGCUACUUAUUCUAUUUCAUCAUGUCUCAUUACGAAGAAGUAAAGGUCCAUGGAUAUGAUGAAUUUUGCAAAGCAGUGUCUGAGAGGAAAGGAAAGAACAUAUUUGCAUAUUUCUCUGGUGAUAAAGACGCUCAAGGGUUGAGCUGGUGUCCAGAUUGUGUGAAAGCUGAGCCAGUUGUUAGAGGAGAGAUGUCCCACCUUCCUGAGGGCUCAGUCGUCUUCUACUGUCAGGUUGGAGAGAGGCCAUAUUGGAAGGAUCCCAAUAAUGAAUUCAAGAAGACUCUGAAGCUCAGUGGAGUUCCCACUCUGAUCCGAUAUGGCACGCCUCAGAAGCUGGUUGAGGAGGAGUGCUUCAAAGCUGACCUGGUGAGGAUGAUGUUCACUGAGGACUAGAGGGCUACAGAGGACAACACUCACCCUGCACUUGGUCAUCUUCCAUUUCCCUCUCUCCUGAGAUCCAGUCCCAGCCCAAUCACCUUUUCACUACACUUGAUUGAAUUGAAAUGAUUGUUUCUUUGGAAUUCAAAUACACACUCCUCUCCCUGCGAGUCAGUGUUAAUCAGUGAAUGUGUUGCUAUUCUUACAUGGAAAUAAAAAGCAACUAUAACAUAACCAGA
Molecule: messenger RNA, 719 nt
Organism: Salvelinus sp. IW2-2015
Lineage: Eukaryota; Metazoa; Chordata; Actinopteri; Salmoniformes; Salmonidae
Product: thioredoxin domain-containing protein 17
Cellular component (GO): cytosol
Molecular function (GO): protein-disulfide reductase [NAD(P)H] activity
Source: RefSeq, a predicted model, not a curated record